Aphidius gifuensis is the source of this 1208-nucleotide messenger RNA. RefSeq lists its product as uncharacterized. The record is from RefSeq and is a predicted model, not a curated record. The transcript is spliced from 7 exons. Lineage: Eukaryota; Metazoa; Arthropoda; Insecta; Hymenoptera; Braconidae. The coding region runs from base 66 to 1208 and encodes 380 amino acids.
UUAUAUAUUGUUUAAACAAUUAGUCUAAAAAAGUUGGGUUUGGAAAAGAAAAAUAAAUUUACAAAAUGAGCGGAGUUUUAAGAAAUGCAUUACGUCUUGCUGGCACAGCAAAAUAUGUUACAAAUAAUUAUCAAACACAAUAUCUACGUAGAUCCAUGUCACACGUGGCAAAUUGUUCGAAUGAUAUUACCAAAAAUUCAGCUACAGAAGAUAAAUCAAAUGAUCUUUCUAAUUGUAAAUAUGCAGAAAAACCACAAGAUACUCAAGCUAAAAAAGAAUCGGCUGUAGCAUGUGAAAAAGAUUGGAACAUUAUAAGUGCUGCUGCAAACAAAAUAUCAUCAAUAGCUGAAAAUUUUAAAAAUAAAAUUACUGCUGAGGAAGAAGAAGAAGAAGAAAUACCAUUAAAAUCAAACGUUGGUAAAUUUAAUUUAUCACUCUAUGGUGGUACUGUUACAUUAAAAGCACGAGGAAUCAAUAAAACUUAUUAUUGGGAUGCCCCACUUAACAUUGAAGGUGACAAAGAAUUGAUGGAAAAGUUACAAAAUACAAUCGCCGUUAAAGAAGAAAUAAAACUUGGUAAAUUUAAUUUAUUAUUUGAUGAUGAUAAAUUAAUAUUAAAAAUACGAGGAAGAGAUAAAAGUUUUACUUUCAAUCACAAACUUGACAUUACUGAAAAAUCGGCUAAAAGUUUACAGGAUAAAAUUUUAGCUGAUUAUGGAACUCCAAGUGAUAUGAGUAAAACUUUUUCACAAGGUAAUCAUUUUAUUGUAUCGGCUUGUGAUACUAAAAUCACAUUAAAAACAAAAGAAGGUGAAAAAACUUUUUUUCCCAAGCUUUCUAAUGAGAAUGAAAAACUAUGCGAAGAACUAAGUUCAAAUGGUCUAAAUAUCAAAGAAUUUACCGACGAAAAUCAAGUAGGAAUAAAAACAAAAGAAAAUGAUAAAACUUUUGUUUCGAAAUACACGAUUAACUUUCAAGUUAAUGAUGAAAAACCGGCUGAAAAUUCAAAUAUUGAAAAUUUUCUAGAAAUUUUUAGAGGAAAUGAUAAAUUUGAAAUAAUUAUUAAUAGCGGCGAGGGAACACUGCGCACACAAGAAAAUGAUGAAAGUUAUUCUUUCCAAGAGUCACUUCACUUUGUAGUUGACAUGCAUAGUAGAGGAUUUUCUGUUGAUAUUCAAUCGCGUUUAUCAAACAUAUAUUUUGUUUAG